CCCUUUGCUGGAAGCCAGUAGAGAUGCAAUUAGUAGAGAUGACAUUAGUAGAGAUGAAAUUAGUAGAGAAUUAAAACCAUGGGCUUGGUGUUUGCCAAGCCCAGUGCCAGGAUACACACAUUAUCUCAUUAAUCCUCCCAACAAUAUAACAAUGCAUUAUUAUCUCCAUUUUUCAGAGGAGUAAUCUGAGGCUCAAAGUUCAGUAGCUCCCCUAAGGUCCCACUGGUAAUGUGAGCUCUCUUCUUUAGGAGUCCUUUAGUUAUCGUUGCUCUGCUGUAUCAUCUGGGCUGUUUGGACCAGAAGCCUUGAAUCCUUUCUCCUGGGGAGUGCCUUUAGCUCUCCUGUCCUGAUGCAUUAGUGGAUCUGAGAGAAUCUGAGAUGCCUCAACUUGCAGGAGCCCAACUGGUGUGAAGUUCUCCCACUAUCCUGCCUCUGGCCCCCAGUUCCACACUGACCUCCACAUCCCAGAGAAGUGACUCACAGAAAUCAUCAGGUCCUGGAUGCAUGAUGCCACUUGGUUGCCUUGUCUGGACCAUGACUGUUCUACCUGGUGCUCAAUUGUGACCUCAAUGGUCAGGUUGGGCUGUCAGAUAGCAGGCACACAGAGCAAAGCCCAGACUCAAUCCCUCUGAACUGAAUUGGCACAGUAUCACUUGAAGGCUUUCCAUUGGCUUGAGUAAAGACCAGUGCUGAUGACAGGAUGGAGGGAUGGAAGAGCAGUACUUCUGCUGCUGGUCAACCUGCUGCUUCCCCGGGCACACAGCUCCCCAGCAUGGACAUGUGGCCAAAGAACAAGUACCAAACCUGAGAAGUCAGAAAUUUUGGAAAUCACAGGUGGCGUAUCUGCAGACAUAAUAGAUUUUCCAUGGCAGGUGAGGAUUCUUUACCAAGGGAGACAUCUUUGUGGAGGAUCAAUCCUCAGCGAGUGGUGGAUUUUAACUGCAGCCCAUUGCUUCAUAAACAGAAAUAAUUUUGAGAUAAAAUCUGGCUUGGAGAUUAUACAUGGUGAAAGAAACAUUGAUACCAAGAACUUGACAAGGAUGAAAGUGGACAAGUCAAUUAUUCACCCUUAUUUUGACAGCUGGUUCUUGGAUAAUGACAUUGCUUUGCUCUUACUCAAAUCUCCAUUUAAAUUGGGUGUCAAGGAAGUACCCAUCUGCCUGUCAGAGGUUAAUGACAUACAGAAAUGGAGAAACUGCUGGGUGACUGGAUGGGGCAUUACCAUUCCUAUGCAAGAUAUGACUUCACAGCUGCAAAAAGUCAACAUCAAGCUGGUCAAAUGGGAAACAUGCUCCCAUAAGGUGCCUAUACUCACCAGGAACAUGCUGUGUGCUGGGAGCCCUCAAGGUGGGAAGGACGCCUGCCAGGGUGACAGUGGGAGUCCUCUGGUUUGCCAGAAAAACAACCACCAAAGCAUAUGGUACCAACUAGGCAUUGUCAGCUGGGGAGUGGGCUGUGGCCGGAAGAAACUGCCUGGAGUGUACACGAAGGUGUCUAAUUAUCUGUCAUGGAUUGACACAGAGACCGCGAUGUCAGGAAAGCCCUAUGUGCAUGAGCCAGACUCCGGGUACAGUUUGCUUCUCUCACCUUGGGCCAUCUUGUUACUGUAUUUUGUGAUACUUCUACUACCCCAUGAUUAAACACUGUAUUGCCUCAAAACCAAGUAUCCUCAGGGCACUUGGGUGGCUCAGUUU
This is a messenger RNA of Neofelis nebulosa (Clouded leopard), 1694 nucleotides long. RefSeq names its product serine protease 52-like. The transcript is spliced from 5 exons. The record is from RefSeq and is a predicted model, not a curated record. Gene Ontology annotation, biological process: proteolysis. Bases 693 to 1640 code for a protein of 315 amino acids. Gene Ontology annotation, molecular function: serine-type endopeptidase activity. Lineage: Eukaryota; Metazoa; Chordata; Mammalia; Carnivora; Felidae.